GUGUCCAAAGCCAGGUUGGAUGGGGCUUGGAGCAGCCUGGGACAGUGGAAGGUCCCUGGCCAUGGAACAAGGUACCCUGUAGCAUGGCAGGUGAAGAGGACUUCUUUUUGGAGGAGAAAAGAUUCAAGCAGUACUGUGAAGACUUUGUUAAACAUUCGCAACAGAUAGGAGAUGGUUGGGAGUGGAGAGCCAGCAAGGACCUUGGUGAUGGUUAUCUUAGUAAGACACACUUCCAAGUAAGAAACAGACACAUCCCACCAGACCUCAAGGAGAAAAACAAUGAUAACACUGAAGAAAUGUUAUUUGCACAUGUAGAAGAGCCCUCAGAUGACUCUCAGGCCGCCGGCGUUUGCAGCACAGAAGAAGUGGUUCGCUAUGAGUACCACGUCCUGUACUCCAGCAGCUACCAAGUGCCUGUGCUGUAUUUCAGAGCGUGCUUUUUGGAUGGAAGGCCUUUAAGUCUGGAUGAAAUAUGGGGAAGUGUUCAUGCAUCCUACCAGGCUCGUCUGCAGGAGGGGCCCUGGGACACUAUUACACAGCAGGAGCACCCCAUCCUUGGGCAGCCUUUCUUUGUCCUGCAUCCCUGUCGAACCAAUGAAUUCAUCUCUGCUGUGCUGGGGGGCUCACAGGAGCACCACAGACAUACAAAUUACAUCAUACUGUGGCUCAGUACCGUAGGCCCAGUUGUGGGCCUGAAUCUGCCUUUGAGUUACGCAAAAGUGGCAUCUGAGCAGAGCACAGAUUUGGCUGAAAGGUGCUUUGCGAUGAGAAUUUAUGCAGAGAGAGGUGCUCAGCCCACUGCUGACACCCUUCAGGCCCCUGAUGUCCUGGGGUCUCUCUCAGAGCCCAGAGCUGAAGGACUGGGAGUGGUUAGGCUGUGAAAAAGCUGCUGCAGACUUCCCUAGGGAUGAAGCUGGAGGAUCCUUCCUGGCUGGUUAGCCAUGCCUGAGUGGAAAUGAUUGCUGAUGGCUCCUUCCCUGGCCAGGACUCGCCACUGAUGAUGGUGGGAAUUGGCUGCUGCUGUGGAAACACCUCCCCAGCACCACCCAGACCUCAUCACCUGCCUCCUGUGCCCUUGGUGAGGCUGCACACAGAUGCACAAGCCGAGUUGUUGGAUCUACUGAACUUACCCCUAGAAGAUCUGCACCAUCUGUGGGGCAGAAAAUGCAAUAUAAACACAGAAAAAUUCUCAUGGGAUGUGGUGUGAGCUUGUGGCAGCCAGGGUAUGGGCUGAGACUGCUUCACCUGAGAGCCAUCUUCUCCACCAGAGCCUGGUGAGGGACCAGCCCACAGAACAUCCUCAUCCUGGGAAUAUCCCACACAUGUCACACUUCCUCGUGGGGCCAGCGGGGUUGGGACUGUCACAGACAGAGCCCUUGGAGCCUGAGUGCAAUGAGCACGUCCAGCUCUGGAGCUCAGGAGCCUGGAGCAGCCGUGUGGGAACAUCUGGCUCUGCCGUGCUCUGCUGCCUGCCAGGGAAGCUCUCUGUGCCCCCUGGGAGCUGCUGCUGUUCCCAAUUAGUGUUUCUCGUUGUAGUUGUGGUUGCUCACAGGUUUGCUCCCUACCCUGCACUGCUUCUGCAGCCUCCCCUGACAGCUGUUGGCUUUUGGGGAAUUGCCUGGUGGUGCUGCCACUGAGAACCAGAUUAUGAGGAACUUCCCUACCACCCAUCCUGGCUUCUCUCCCAAUCCCGUUUUAUUUGCAGUGUAAAACGGAGCAGCUGACAUUGAAACAUGGAUUUUACUUUGCACAUGCAGCAAUUGUCACUUGCACACAGAGCCUAGUGUGUGCCACAUCAGAGCUGGGAGUGUGAAGUGCAUCCAGAUCCUGAUUUUUCAGACUGUGUUUUUAACUUCCAUUACUUGUCAUUGGAGGAUAUGGAAUACAGAGUGCAGUCCUUCAAAUUCUAUUGCUGGGGAGUUUGUUUGCCAGCCAUUUGGAAUUAAUAAUGAAAGCACAUUGUUUAUUUUGUUCUGCACCCUAACAACCUUUCUGAAAAGCCAUUUUUCCCAUGUAAGAUUUACAAAAUACGGCCCACAGCUACCUUAAUUUUUUUUAACACUUUUGGUAACACAUGCUUGAAAUUUGCAUCCACAGUCCAUUUGUAAAUUUGAGACUUAGAUAGGAGGAAGAACCAACAAAAAGAGGUAACAGCAGGUUUAGGAGCCGCUGAAUGUUCACCCCUGCUCUGUGAUCUUGUGAUACCCUGCAACAGAAGAAUAGAAGCACUCAGCCUUCAAAAU
Messenger RNA from Pseudopodoces humilis (Tibetan ground-tit), 2243 nucleotides. It is a transcript of the gene ATG10, whose product is annotated as autophagy related 10. Gene Ontology annotation, biological process: protein lipidation; autophagosome assembly; autophagy of mitochondrion. The record is from RefSeq and is a predicted model, not a curated record. NCBI's taxonomy places the organism in Eukaryota, Metazoa, Chordata, Aves, Passeriformes, Paridae. Gene Ontology annotation, cellular component: cytosol. Gene Ontology annotation, molecular function: Atg12 conjugating enzyme activity.